Dentiscutata erythropus is the source of this 357-nucleotide messenger RNA. NCBI's taxonomy places the organism in Eukaryota, Fungi, Glomeromycota, Glomeromycetes, Diversisporales, Gigasporaceae. The record is from the annotation of a GenBank genome assembly.
AUUUUAUCAAAAAAAAUGGAUUUAAUACAUACAUCAGUUUCUUCAAUUUUUUUGAAAACACAUUCGGAAAUAUUUUCGUUAGAAAAGAGUUUAAUCAACUCAAAACGUUAUAUCAAACAAAUAACGAUUACGAAUUGGAAUUUAAAAAAAGAAUCUCCUCUUGAAAGCGUAGAAUUUGACAAUAUACAAGAUAAGGAACCUCAACAAUUAGAUAAUCAAAUUCUUACACCCUUUCAACUUGAAAAUUUUCAAAAAAUAUUUGCUCAACAUACAAUUAAGGAAAGCGAUGAGGAACAAGAAAUUAAUGAACAAUUAACAAUACUUUUAGAUCAGCAAGAAAAGGAUGCUUUUUUUUAA